AUGAAUACCAUUUCAUCUAGGACCAAUAAUGCAAUGAACAAAGCCAUUUCAACCAUGAUCAUAGAAAUUAGAGCCGGUAAAGCAAAAAAAAAAGUCAUUUCAGACAUGGUCAGUAAUGAAGACGUAAACUUGAACAAAGCAACCAUUAAUUAUGAAUCACCAGGAGCAACCACCACUAUUGAAUCAUUAGGAGCAACUACCACCGUUGAAUUAGCAGGAGCAACCAUCGUUAAAUCACCAGGAGCAACCACCGUUGAAUCACCAGAUCGAAAUGUGUUGG
Molecule: messenger RNA, 280 nt
Organism: Racocetra fulgida
Lineage: Eukaryota; Fungi; Glomeromycota; Glomeromycetes; Diversisporales; Gigasporaceae
Source: the annotation of a GenBank genome assembly